Molecule: messenger RNA, 2639 nt
Organism: Macadamia integrifolia
Lineage: Eukaryota; Viridiplantae; Streptophyta; Magnoliopsida; Proteales; Proteaceae
Product: pentatricopeptide repeat-containing protein At5g41170, mitochondrial-like
Exons: 1
Coding region: 144-2591 (815 amino acids)
Molecular function (GO): protein binding
Source: RefSeq, a predicted model, not a curated record
ACCAGCGAAGAGAUUUCCGGAAUUUGGUGCUGUUCUGAUGAAUUCGAAGCUUGGAAGUUGGAAACUCCCCAGUGGAUUUGGAAUCAGAAAAUUGGAGUUAUCUGGGGAAUCAUUUUGAAGAAAUCUGAAGAAACUAGGUUUGGAUGCCUGCAAUGUUCCUCGGUUUCAAAGUUCUCCAAGGAGUACAGAAAAAAUCUCAUAAAUCUAGGGUUUUCAUCCAUUGGUGUGCAUUUUGUAAUGGUAGAGAGCUUCCCAGAAAGCUAAGUAAUGGCGCCAGUGACCCAACUGUUCUGAAUAAAUGUACCAUAUUUGUGUCAUCGUUUUCUUCUGGUUCCUUUAAUCCCAAUUCCAACUCAAGGCAUGCUUUUUGUGCCCCAUCUGCAGAAAGUUAUGAUGUGGAAGGAAUUGAAGAGAACGACGGAAAAGGGUUUUUUGGACAAUGUGAUUUUGAUCUCAAGGAUGAUUCUGAAGAGGACGAAGUAGAUGAAGAAGAAAGUGAUGAUGGGAAUGAGUUUAGGGUUUUGGAUUUGGUUGAUGAGAAUAGGAAGAAGAAGGAAGAUCCUAAGAAGGUUGAAGAAGUUGAAGAAGAUGUAUCCAGACACCCUUUAGUUAGAGAAAUUUGUAGAUUAAUUGGGUUCCGAGCGGCAUGGAAUCCAAAGCUUGAGGGAGAGCUGAGGCACUUACUGAGAGGCCUCAAACCCCAACUAGUCUGUGCAGUUCUUCGCUCUGUGGGUGAUGAGCGUGUUGCUCUUAACUUCUUUUACUGGGGUGAUCGUCAAUGGCGUUACCGGCAUGCGCCAGAGGUAUAUUAUGCAAUGCUUGAGGUCCUCAGCAAGACUAAACUCUGCCAGGGCUCAAAGCGUGUUCUUCGACUCAUGGCUCGACGAAGGAUUGAGCGUCGGCCUGAAGCAUUUGGGUAUCUGAUGGUCUCAUACAGCCGGGCUGGCAUGUUGAGAGAUGCAAUGCGGGUCUUGAACCUGAUGCAAAAAGCAGGUUGUGAGCCUGAUUUGUCGAUCUGUAACACUGCAAUUCAUGUUCUUGUGAUGGGAAAUCAGUUGGAGAAGGCGUUUAGGUUCUUGGAUCGAAUGCAGCGUGUUGGGAUUCAGCCCAAUGUUGUGACAUACAACUGCUUGAUCAAGGGACUUUGUAAUGUUCACAAGGUUGAAGAUGCCUUGGAGCUGAUUGAUGAAAUGCCUCUGAAAGGUUGCUCUCCGGAUAAGAUUAGUUACUAUACUGUAAUGGGUUUCCUUUGUAAAGAGAAAAGGAUCAAGGAAGUGAGGGAACUGUUGGAGAAGAUGGUGAGGGAUAGCCAUUUGUUACUAGACCAGGUUACUUAUAACACUCUCAUCCACAUGCUCACAAAGCAUGGGCAUGCAGAUGAUGCUCUUGGAUUCUUGCAGGAGGCAGAAGAGAAAGGAUUUCGGAUUGAUGAGGUUGGGUAUAGUUCAAUUGUCCACUCAUUCUGUCAGGAAGGGAGGAUGGAUAGGGCAAAAGAAAUUGUGAAUGAAAUGUUCAUCAAGGGUUGCACCCCUGAUGUGGUGACAUAUACCACUGUUAUCAACGGGUUUUGUCGAUCAGGAAAGGUGGAUCAAGCUAAGAAGAUGCUCCAACAAAUGUAUAAACAUGGUUGCAAGCCAAACACGGUAUCAUACACUGCAUUGUUGAAUGGGCUCUGUAAGACUGGCAAUUCAUUAGAGGCUAGACAGAUGAUGAAGAUGAGUGAGGAGGAGUGGUGGACCCCAAAUGCCAUUACAUACAGUGUUGUGAUGCAUGGGUUUCGUAGGGAAGGGAAGUUGGUUGAGGCCUGUGACUUGGUAAGGGAGAUGGUGAGAAAAGGAUUUUUCCCAACCCCUGUUGAAAUUAAUUUAUUAAUUCGAUCUCUUUGCUACGAGAAGAAGGCAGGUGAAGCCAAGAAAUUCAUGGAGGAGUGUAUGAGUAAGGGAUGUGCUGUUAAUGUGGUAAACUUUACGAGUGUGAUUCAUGGGUUUUGUCAAGAAAAUAACUUGGAAGCUGCUCUCUCCUUGCUUGAUGACAUGUAUCUAAGUAACAAACAUCCUGAUGUGGUCACAUAUACAACAGUUAUUGAUGCACUGGGAAGGCAGGGUAGGUUUGAAGAGGCAACUGAGCUUACAAAGAAAAUGCUUCAAAAGGGCAUAGAUCCUACUCCUGUUACUUACAGGACAGUUAUCCAUUGGUACUGUAAGAAGGGUAGGGUGGAAGAUUUACUGAAGUUGUUAGAUAGAAUGCUUCUAAGGCAGGAAAUCAGAACAGCUUAUAAUCAAGUUAUUGAGAAGCUUUGUAGUUUUGGGAACCUUGAUGGGGCCUAUAAACUCUUGGGAAAGGUCUUGAGAACAGCUUCAAGAAAUGAUGCCAAUACAUGCCAUAUGCUCAUGCAGAGUUAUUUGAAAAACAGAAAUCCUUUACUGUCAUAUAAAGUCGCUUGUCGGAUGUUUGAUAGGAAUUUGAUUCCAGAUAUAAAGUUAUGCAAAGAAGUAAGUGAGAAACUGAAAUUGGAAGGAAAAUCAGAAGAAGCAAAUAAGCUUAUGAUACGGUUUGUUGAACGUGGGCGCCUGUCUCCUCAGUAUCAGUAGUAUUUGGGAAUGGGAGCUAAUGAAGAUAUACCUAUUUUUGACUUGCAA